AUGGAUCCAAGAAAUUUAAUUGAAAACCUCAAGGCAGAUCUGACUUGCUCUAUCUGCCUGGGCUACUUCACAGACCCAGUGACUGUCAAUUGUGGCCAUAGCUUUUGCACAGUCUGUCUUCUCAGGUGCAGAGAAGAAGCAGAUUCAACAUUCAGCUGCCCAGAAUGCAGAGGAAUCAUCAAAGACAGUGAUUUGGUGCCUAAUAGGAAUUUGCAGAAUCUGUCUAUCACCGGCAAAAGGCUCAGACCUCAUCUGCUUCAGAGCAUGGUGGACCUGGCAGUGUGUGAUCAACAUGGGGAAAAAGAGAAGCUCUUCUGUGAAGAAGACCAGAGACUUCUCUGUGAUUCCUGUUUAUUAGCCCCAGGGCACAAGGAUCACACAGUCCUUCUCUUGGAAAUGGCUGCUGACAAAUGCAAAGACAAGCUCCAGCACACCCUGAAUACCUUACAACGAAAAAAAGAAGAAUUUAAGAUUGCACUGGACAGAGUGAGAAGUAGAGAGGCACUCUGUAAGGAGGAUAUAUACUCUUUGAAACAAUUAGUUAUUUCAGAAUACGAGAAAGUACAUGAUUUCUUAUGGGAUGAAGAAGAGCGACACCUACAAAGGCUGGACCAGCAAUACACAGACAACCUGGCAAAACUGGAGCUCAACAAGGCCAGACUGUCACAACAAAUUCAAAAUGUGCAAAGAAUGAUAUUAGAAGUAGAGGAGAAUUUGGACAAGGGGCCCUUGGAAAUGCUCCAAGACAUGAAAGGCACUUUGGAAAGGAAUGAGGAGUUGCUACUUCAAGAACCAGAAGUUGCUUCCCUUGCCUGGGCCACCAGCCCCAUCACUGGCUUGAGAGAGAUGCUCAUGAGUUUCCAGAGUGAUAUCAGUCUUGAUCCUGAAUCAGCCAAUCCACAUCUCAUCCUGUCUGAAGAUCUGAAGAGUGUCAAGUAUGGAGAUGUCCCACAAGACCUUCCUGACAAUAAGGAAAGAUUUGAUUAUGCUCUUGCCGUACUGGGCGCCCAGACCUUCACUUCAGGCAAACACUAUUGGGAAGUGAAGGUAGGAGAUAAGACAGAAUGGGAAGUGGGCAUCUGUAAAGAUUCAAUCAGGAGAAAAGGGAAACUCUCCUCAUUAUCUGAGGAUGUAUGGAUCCUAGUAAGCUUCAGAUCUGGAAAUGAUUGGUUCCUGGGAAAUUCUCAAGAUGGCUUUCAUCUGAGCCAGCCCAUAGACAAAGUGGGCGUUUUUCUGGAUUAUGACAAAAGACAUGUAGCAUUUUAUGAUGUCAUAGAUGGAUCCUUUAUUUCUAGUUUCUCAGACAUAUCUUUUGAAGGGCCUCUUCGCCCUUACUUCUCUCCUUGCUGUCCUAAUGAAGAAAGUACUCCUGGGUCACUCAUCAUCUGCCCCAGGAGUAAUCAGUAG
Messenger RNA from Gracilinanus agilis (Agile Gracile Mouse Opossum), 1407 nucleotides. RefSeq names its product probable E3 ubiquitin-protein ligase TRIML1. Gene Ontology annotation, molecular function: zinc ion binding; protein binding. The transcript has a single exon. The record is from RefSeq and is a predicted model, not a curated record. NCBI's taxonomy places the organism in Eukaryota, Metazoa, Chordata, Mammalia, Didelphimorphia, Didelphidae. Bases 1 to 1407 code for a protein of 468 amino acids.